AUGCAAUGGACCUUUCCAAUUCAAUUUGGAACACCACCUCAAACUUUGAGUAUACCAAUUGGUACAACAUCUAACUUACUCUGGGUUGUCAGUGAAUUUUGCAUGAAUGACCUUGGAACUGCUUGCAGCAACCGAACAACAAAUUUUUUCAAUACAUCUCUUUCAAACACUAUUUCAGGUGCUUAUGAAAACUUCACAAUCGAAUAUAUUAAGGGAAGUAAACUUGAAGGUAUAUGGGCCAAUGAUACAGUUAUAAUUAAUAAUCAAGCAUUCGAGCAAAUGGCAAUUGGAUUACCUAAGGAUAUAGAUGGAGCACAAAUCGUCCCGGAUACAACUAUAGGACAAAUAGGUCUUAUGCCUUACCAAAAUUACAUAUUAAAUAGUUUUGCUAAACAAAUCGUGGGAAUUUCUCUUUCAAUGAACUCCGAAGGCGCUGGUUUAGGAGGAACAAUUACAUUUGGAGGAAUAGAUUCAGGAUUUAUUAUAGGGGGUAACGAAAAUAAUAUAGUAUAUCAACAUCUUUCUCAACCCACAGAUCCAAAUCAGCAGUUAACAUUAGAUGAUAAUAGUGCUAGAGAAAUUGUAAAUCAAUUACCUGGAGGAAGUUUUUUUAAUGGUAUAGCAAUUGUAGAUUGUAACAUUUCAGAUACUUUUGAUCUAUCUUUUGAAGUUGCAAAUCAAAAGUGGAGACUACCAUCAAGCGCGAUUAGUAAAGAUAAAGUGAGUGGCACAAAUAAAUGUGAAUCUAUAAUUACUGGCGGCGCUAAUAACGGUUCUUGGAUCUUUGGAAUUUUCGAUCAAACAAAUUCGCAAUUUGGCAUUGCUUCACGAAGUGAUAUUAAUUAUGGUAUUGCUCCUUCAACUCCUACUCCUUCUGCUCCUGCUACUUCUGCUCCUCCUGGCUCUGUUGGAAUAAUGAUUCAAGUCCCUGGAAAUGAUGCAAAAUGCUUGCAGAUAAAAAGUACAAAAAUGGGAUCUAAAGCAUUUUCUUUGUCUAAUAAUACUGAUUCGGAUGGGUUUUACCAUGUAGACAAAAAUGCUUAUCCUGCAAUAACUGACGGUUUAUAUACUUUUUACUUUUCUCCAUAUUCAUUAAAUGGCUCGGAUUGUCCUGUGGCUGAUGAUGGAAAUAUAGCUACUACUCCUCAGUUAAAAGCGAACACUACAACUGAUCCUUGGAAAAUUACAAUAAGAGCCUAUUCUGUCUCAGUAAAAGUUCAUAUUCCUGGUGGAGUAACAACAAAUUUUGUGGAAAUUGAUAGAGUGAAUGAUAUUGGAUUUGCUUUUUACACGCCAUAUUUUUAUAUAGAUAAAGUUGAUAGCGAAGG
This is a messenger RNA of Dentiscutata erythropus, 1328 nucleotides long. Lineage: Eukaryota; Fungi; Glomeromycota; Glomeromycetes; Diversisporales; Gigasporaceae. The record is from the annotation of a GenBank genome assembly.